CGAUUUAGUUGAGCACGGCGUGUCAUUUACUUUCGGCGGUGUCAUUUACUUUCGGGUGUGAGAUGAAUCCAAUUAUAUUUUAAAAUAAAACUUCAAUGAAAAUCCUGUCGAAAGUAUUUAUUAUCUCAUCUGCAAUUUCUAUUAAAUUAAUGUGUGUGUAUUCUACUUGAAAAUAUUUUAAAUGAAAACCAUGUUGGAUUUAUAUUGUUUAACGAAUUUUAUUGAUUAUUCUCUGGCCGUUCACCAACCACUGAAGCACAGCAAUCGCAUCAAGUACACUUGUUUCGAUAUAUCUGAUAAUUAUAUUGUGUUGGGAGCUACGUCGGGUUCUUUAUAUUUGUUCAAUCGUCAGGGUAAAUUUUUACUACUCAUACCUAGUAAACAUGGCGUGGUGAAUCAUCUGUCUAUAUCAGCUAAUGAAAAGUACAUAGCAUUUUCAACGACACGUUCCGUGGUGUGUGUAUAUACUGUGAAUUUGUCAGCUCAGGCGACACCUCAGGUGAUAUUUACGAAUUUAUGCAGUGACCACUCCGUGCAAGUGACCUGCUUGCACUGGACCCAAGAUGAGAAGCAAUUCUAUUACGGCGAUUGCAAAGGUCAAGUUAACCUAGUUUUGUUGUCUACAUUUAUGGGUACCAGCUUACUAAAUAUGUCCAUACAUCCUAUACUCUUCCUGGAAGCUCCAAUCGUACAAAUAGACGAUUUCGAAUCCCUACUUUUAGUAUCUAAUAGUUCAAAAUGUAUACUGUGCAAUACGGAAUAUGAGGAAUAUAAACAGAUUGGGAAUAAGCCACGCGAUGGUAUGUAUGGUGCUUGCUUUUUUAUUUCUUCAAAUGAGGCUCAACAACCAUCGCGUAUCUAUUGUGCACGCCCCAGUUCACGCAUAUGGGAAGUUGAUUUUGAAGGAGAAGUUUUGCGUACCCAUCAGUUCAAAUUAGCUUUAGCCUGUCCGCCCACAAAAAUCCAUAAAUCGCAAGACGGAGACAAUGACAAUUUGGGUUCUGAUAACGAUCCCAACGACGAGAUGUUAGACUACCAACCGCAAGCUUUAAAUUUUGCAAAGCUUCUUAAGUUUACACAAGACUUUUUGUUAGCACAUACAGAGCUAGGUAUUUACAUUUUCGACGUACGCAAUUCGUCAGUUGUAUUGUGGUGCAAUCAAUUUGAGCGAAUUGUCGAUUGUCGAGCAGCAUAUGGAGAAAUUUGGGUAUUUACGCAAACAGGUACCCUCUACUCUAUGCAAAUGCACUCCCUGCAGAAUCAUGCGUGUUGUUUAGUGCGUCAAGAAAAAUUGCUCGAGUGCGCUUGGAUUAUGCGUAGAAAUGUAAGAUAUUUUGCCGAUAAAGCCCGUGAAGAUUUCGAGUUGGGUUUGCUUAACGAAGUCAAAAACUUUUUGAUGGAACGUCAUCAAUAUGAGUUGCUUAAUGAUCUCUCCGUAAUAUUUGAUGCUAUUGCACAAUGUGAGGGUAAUGGUGACAAUAAUAGUUCUGGCGGUAGUUCUGGUACGGCGGAACGCAGCUCUAGUUUAGCCACCGGCUAUCAAUUACCCAGACCGCAAUCGAAGGAAAAUUCACCGCAAGGUGUAUACGUUCUAGAAAACUCAUUUUGUGAUAAUCUUAAACCGCCGAAAGGUGAAAAGCAUUUUAAGGAUGCUUUACUUACCGUAACGGGAAAAUUUGGUAAAAAUAUAAUUAAAUAUAAAUUUAAUAUAUUCCAAGAGGAGCAACAGAAGCUGGUACAAGAUCUGAUACCAGCACAUGAAAGAUCCUUGCCUUUUAAAGAUAUUAAAGCUCUAUACGAGAAUGAUGAUGAAAUUGUCUGCCGUUCUCGGAAGUCAUCUUCCGUUCACAACACUUCACAGAAAUUGAAAGUGGCUACGACGAGUCAACACAUUACUGCCGAAGAAAAAACAAUUUACAAUCUGUAUUUGAUCUGUAAAAGCUCAAAAUUCAGCAACACCAAUUUUGUGGAACGUUAUCGCACUUUAUUUGACGAAUAUACUGCGCCAGAGUUAAUACGUUUGCUGGAGAAACUAACACAAGUGAUGAUUGAUCACGGCGAUGACCCGGAGCAAGCGCAGCGACACUGCUAUGAAAUGUACUUUCAGUAUCUUAACCCGGAGUUGAUAUGGGAAAUGGACAACGCCUCCAGGGACUACAUAACUGAAGGAUUCAUGUUGUUAAACGCUUGCGACGACAUAGUGCGUUGUGACAAUUGCAUGUUUCCAUUGAGAUUUGAUAACUCAUGUUCAUUUCAUGAGUUAGGAUCAGUGCUGUUGCGCUACUACUGGUCACGCAAUGAACAAAUCAAAUGCUUUGACGUAUUGACUCGUGUACCAGCAUUAUUUGAUAUACUCGCCCGACUCUAUUUAGCCGAAUGUAAUAUGGAAAAAGUGUUACCGAUAGUAUUAAACUAUGGUCAACCGGAGCUUCUAAUAGAUUUGGGCAAGAACUUUUCCAUUGUUUCGUGGUCUCGGUGCUUUGAACAAUUUGUUGAAUUGCAACAGGGUAGGCUAACGUGUGUUAACUGUGAAUGUCUAACGAACGUGGAAAAUGUUAAUCGUCAUUUCUUCUAUACGUGGAAUUGUUUUUUGGGCAUUUUAAUUGAGCAUAUGCAGGCACAGGAUUUGUUGGCGUUAAUUUUCAAAUGGUCAAAUUAUAUACCCAAUGAUGCCAUAGAUCGUGAAUUCUACUCACGUUGCCUGUUAAAGGGCUGACUAAGAGAUCGUUAAAGAAAGGAGGUAACUAGUCCAUAGAAAGUAUAAUUAACACACUGAAAUCUCAGUUUUUAAGUAAACAAAGUAUUAAACAUUUUAUUUAAAUAAGUUUAAUGUAAAUUUAGAUGCAAAUAUUC
Messenger RNA from Glossina fuscipes, 2853 nucleotides. It is a transcript of the gene pink, whose product is annotated as Hermansky-Pudlak syndrome 5 protein homolog. Gene Ontology annotation, biological process: developmental pigmentation. The transcript is spliced from 4 exons. Gene Ontology annotation, molecular function: protein binding. Gene Ontology annotation, cellular component: cytoplasm. Lineage: Eukaryota; Metazoa; Arthropoda; Insecta; Diptera; Glossinidae. The record is from RefSeq and is a predicted model, not a curated record. The coding region runs from base 182 to 2716 and encodes 844 amino acids.